UAGUAUAAAGUCCCUUUAACCUUGAGUUCCCUACAAAUAGGUCUUUCCCUCAGAAAAUCUAAAGUUGUGUCUUCUAGCUUGUUCUUAGUUAGGGUUUGAUCGAGCCAAAGUCUAGAUUUUAUUCAACUCACAAACUCACCUAAACUAAAAAAUUAAGCACACUAGGUACCUUAAUUUGCUAUAGUUAUGGCACUUGCAAAAGAUCAUCACCAAACACCCUCUUGUUCUUCUUUUUAUGGUAAUAUGUUAGAAGCCGGUUCAUCCCUCCAAUUCCCUCAUAUAUCCCCUUAUGGUUUUGAUAAUUACAAUAAAAAAGGCGAUAGAGAUGCCCUAGAAAGCCCUAAUAGUAAUAAGAUGGUAAUGAGUUCUUCCCCACCCCUUUCUAGCUCAAGUAGUGCAAAUUCUAGCAAUGGUAGUUUAGUGAUCCAUCAUCAUCAUCAUCAUCCUCACACUUCAAAUAAUUAUCAACCUCAUGAAGAAGCUAACUCCUUGAUUAACUUCAAACCCGGGUAUGAAAACUUCAUGCAAAGUGGAGGUGGAUCUUUACUUAGUUUCCAACAAGAGGAUAACACAACAAAUACUACUUUUACUAAUGAUCAUCACCACUAUCAUCAUCAUCAAAUGUGGGAGGGUAGUACUAGUAGUAGUGGUAUGAGUCAAGAUCACCUCAAAUUAAUCAAGAAUAAUUGUAACUCAAAUUUGCGCCUUUUAGAAGAGGUUAACUGCUUACAAACCUCGAGUGAUGGUGGUGGUGGCUAUCAAGACGAAGAAGCUCAUGAAUGGUUGUAUGCUGAGGCAAUCACCGAUCCUUCUCAAGAAUCAGGAACACAACAAACAUCCUUCAACAAGAGACCUCAUAUGGAGGAAGAAAACAUGCAAGCAUCCAAGAAGCAGUGCACAAAUAGUAGCUCAAAAAAGUCUGCAAAACCUAAAUCCUCCAAUUCAAAGGAUCCACAAAGCGUCGCUGCUAAGAAUCGACGAGAAAGAAUAAGUGAGAGGCUAAAAAUACUCCAAGAUCUUGUCCCAAAUGGAACCAAGGUUGAUUUGGUGACCAUGUUAGAGAAGGCUAUAGGCUAUGUCAAGUUCUUACAAUUACAAGUCAAGGUAUUGGCAACGGAUGAAUUCUGGCCGGUGGCAGGUGGAAAAGCGCCGGAUAUCUCACAAGUAAGGGAAGCCAUUGAUGCAAUCCUUUCAACACAAAGGCCAGAAGGAACAACAUAACAAGAUGAAAUGAAGCUCGGCUCAAAGAGUAGGAUCGGAGAAUUAAGAUGAGACAAAAGGAAUUGAAAUAAUAGUAAAGAAAUAAGAAGUCAUAGGGACAAAGUUCUCAGACAAAUUAAUUAGUUGCAAAAACCUAGGUAACUUAGUACUACUUGGAAGCUCUUGCCUAGAUUCCAUCAAACUCAAAGAGACAAAAUUAAAUAUAUUAUUGUCUUUUAAAUGUUUAUUUGUUUGUAUUUUUCCUAACUUUUACUUUCUUAAUUGUAUGUGAUCAUAAAUUAAAUGUAAUGACAAAAUUUCAAGCUUCUAUUUGAGUUUGACUGUUCAAAUUUCAUAAGUUUUUGCAAAUAUG
Messenger RNA from Spinacia oleracea (spinach), 1573 nucleotides. RefSeq names its product transcription factor RHD6-like. Bases 187 to 1221 code for a protein of 344 amino acids. Gene Ontology annotation, biological process: regulation of DNA-templated transcription. The transcript has 5 exons. The record is from RefSeq and is a predicted model, not a curated record. Lineage: Eukaryota; Viridiplantae; Streptophyta; Magnoliopsida; Caryophyllales; Amaranthaceae. Gene Ontology annotation, molecular function: protein dimerization activity; DNA-binding transcription factor activity.